AGAUGUAUCACUGAAUCCGACCUAUCUAAAAAAUGACAAAUCUCCAAGAAGUUCCUACUGAAGAGCUUCUGUCUUUUCAAGACUACCCAACUGUACAUAACAACAGAAAUAACACAACCAUUCCCAUAUCUGAAGCUCAGAUAAACGUUGAAAAUUUGGAUGGUAACUUCAGAAACUCUCCAGGCUCACAAAGACCUACAAGUUCACCCAAUGUAGAAGACACAGAUCCAGUUAGCUCAAAAUCAUUUUGGACCCUUGAGUAUUACCAAAAGUUCUUUGAUGUCGAUACUAGUGAUGUUGUGGAUAGGAUUAUUGCUUCUAUAACUCCUAAAUGGGACAACACCCUGAAGCAUCACUUACGCACCAAGCCAGACUUAUAUGGGCCCUUUUGGAUAUCUGUAACACUUAUUUUCACCAUAGCUAUUAGUGGAAACAUUGCUAACUACUUGCAAAAUGCUAAUGCUAGGUAUCACUGGAAGUAUGAUUUUCAUCUAGUUUCAUAUGCUGCCACAACAAUAUUCCUUUAUGUUAGUUUCAUUCCAUUUAUUUUGUGGGGUCUCUUGAAGUGGACUACCCAGAUUAAUGAUGUUGAGGGAUUAGAAGAGGAAAUUGUUCCAGGGGUUUUGGAAUUGAUCUGUGUUUAUGGAUAUUCUUUGUUCAUUUAUAUUCCAGUUUCUAUUCUGUGGUCAAUCCAAAUCAACAUACUGCAAUGGGUUCUGGUCCUGUUUGGUACUUUUAUAUCUGGCUCAGUUUUACUGCUAACUUUGUUGCCAGCUUUGAGAUUGUCCAGACAUAAGUUUUUGCUGUCUUUGGGGAUUGUGACUUGCCAUUUAUUACUGGCUGCUGGGUUUAUGUUGUAUUUUUUUCAUGUUCCUGGCAGUUCUAGCACUGUUCAGCCCACUUUCAAACCAGUUGUUGCUUCAAACCAAACAACACACUAAUUUUUAAUUUAUUUUGAUUUAUAUUGUACAGUGAAGUUGAAAAUGUUUGGCCUCCUUUACAUUUGCUUCAUGCAAGGCAGAUGUCAACUAGCACUGAUUUUGUAUUGUUGUGUAUAUAAUAGUGGGUAAUAUAUCUCUGUUUUAAACUA
Messenger RNA from Phaedon cochleariae (mustard beetle), 1090 nucleotides. The record is from the annotation of a GenBank genome assembly. Lineage: Eukaryota; Metazoa; Arthropoda; Insecta; Coleoptera; Chrysomelidae.